AUGGACGACGGCGCUCCGUUAAAAGUCACAUCACCGAUGAAAAGAUCUGCGCCGCAAGAUUUUGAAGAUUCCGAAUACGACAGCGGAACAGUAGGGAGACCGCUAGAUGGUCAGAUUCUGGUAAUCACCCGAAAGUUCUCGAAAAUGUUUAAAAGAGACGAUGACCAGCCGGGCACAUCUUAUGCUCGUCCGCUGCUACCUACAACCUGCUACUGCUGGAUUUGUAACCGCGAAGUGAAUGAAUCCGACGACGAUGACUCUAGCGAUUCAUCCGAAAACAAGUCUUUCAGUGACGGUUCAUCUGUGGGUCUUCCAGAGUGCACUCAUUUACCACUUACCGAUUCCGCCGCAGUGGUGUGGCAGAUACGUCCGGUGUCGAUAUACGACUGUGAUCGCAGAGAUUUCGAUUAUCAGGACCUCGCUUCGGACUAUACAAUAGAAUUUCUUUCUUAUUUAAUUGACCGCGAAGCAAUAUUCAAGGUUUCGAAUUAUACUUUGACUCUUAAUAAAGACAUCACGCCAAUGAAAUACGGCCCAACUAUAUGUGACCUUCUUCCGGAAUGUGGCCUUUUGCAUACUCGGAAAGAACUGUUAGAAAUGGAAUGUGAGGUUUAUAAGGCGCUUAAUUACGAUAUCAGCUUUCCGCUGUCUCAUACGUUCUUAGCGUGCUUAGUUAAACCGCCCGCGCUGGAUAUCUUUCAGAAAAUCAACAAGAUCGGCGAAGGCACCUAUGGGGUCGUAUACAAAGCGCGCAACAAGAAGACAGACAAGAUCGUGGCGUUGAAGAAAAUCCGGCUCGACGUAAAUGGCGAGGGGGUUCCGAGUAGCUCAUUGCGUGAAAUCGCACUGUUACGUGAUCUCGAUCAUCCGAACGUCGUUAGGUUAUUGGACGUUAUUCAUGUGAAUAAGCGGCUGUAUUUGGUAUUUGAAUAUCUUGCAAAAGACUUGAAACACUAUUUGGAUUCUUUGGGCACGAAACCUGUACCUGCGGCUCUUGCAAAGUGUUCUAAGUGUGAUGCUGCUAACAGGAAUGCAAGAAGAAAAAAUCGUUUUGGCCUUUUAGUGGUUGAACUCAGAGCCAUAAACUGUUACGAGCAAGCAGUCAGGCAUUGGAAGGUCGGGAUCCUGUUCAAGCAGUCAGGCAAGCAAGCAAGCAGUCAGGCAUUGGAAGAUCGGGAUCAAAAGUUCUUGGGUUCUAAUUCCGGUCGAAUCAUUCGCUUCUCAUUUAUUGAGGUAGAUAAAUCGGUAACACUGCUUGGGAAAGAAGUCAGACUGUGCGUCAUGCUUGCUACUAAUUAUAGGUAUUGCCUUCAGAAGAUCAGGAAUUAAUG
Messenger RNA from Soboliphyme baturini, 1331 nucleotides. NCBI's taxonomy places the organism in Eukaryota, Metazoa, Nematoda, Enoplea, Dioctophymatida, Soboliphymatidae. The record is from the annotation of a GenBank genome assembly.